AUGGUCUGGGGCAGUAUGUCAUCAAAAGGAGUAGGAAAACUUCAUUUUAUUGAUGGAAAUGCUAUAAAAUGGAUGGAAGAAAAUAAUGUACCACUUUUAAAAUGGGUUUCUAGCAGUCCAGAUCUGUCACCUAUUGAAACUUUGUAG
Messenger RNA from Acanthoscelides obtectus, 147 nucleotides. The record is from the annotation of a GenBank genome assembly. NCBI's taxonomy places the organism in Eukaryota, Metazoa, Arthropoda, Insecta, Coleoptera, Chrysomelidae.